This is a messenger RNA of Neospora caninum, 540 nucleotides long. RefSeq names its product putative prefoldin subunit 5. NCBI's taxonomy places the organism in Eukaryota, Apicomplexa, Conoidasida, Eucoccidiorida, Sarcocystidae. The transcript is spliced from 4 exons. Gene Ontology annotation, biological process: regulation of DNA-templated transcription; protein folding. Gene Ontology annotation, cellular component: cytoplasm; prefoldin complex. Bases 1 to 540 code for a protein of 179 amino acids. The record is from RefSeq and is a predicted model, not a curated record.
AUGGCUGCCAUUGAUGCAGGCAUCGCGUCGAGCCAUGCCUCGCGCACCCCUGCCAGUCUGGGCGCCCUCAGCCUCCAGCAACUCGUGGGGGUGAAGGAGCAACUUGACGCGGAAGUGCAAAACUUGUCUGCUCAUCUGCGCACUCUGCGCAUGGCCAGCGGGCGCCUGCAGGAGGCAAGAGAGGCCUUGAACAAGUUCGCGAGUCCUGGAGAUGCGACAGACGAAGAAGACCAGGCAGAAGUUCUCGUGCCACUCACGAGCUCCGUCUACGUGAAGGGUCGGCUCGUGACACGCAAGAAGCUCCUCGUGGACGUUGGAACAGGUUUUCUGAUCGAGAAAAACUGCGAGGAUGCCAAGAAGGGUCUCGACAAGAACGUCAGCAUGGUGAACGAGCAAGUGGCGAAGGUGGAGAAGAUUCUACCCGAGAAGCAACGCCAAUCUGAAGCUGCACAAAACAUGAUUCAGCAGAAAUACUUCCAACAGCAGCUCUUGCUUCAGCAACAGCUCCAGCAGAGCGGCGCCCAGCCCGCGCCGAAGUGA